Aethina tumida (small hive beetle) is the source of this 4591-nucleotide messenger RNA. It is a transcript of the gene Rdl, whose product is annotated as gamma-aminobutyric acid receptor subunit beta. Gene Ontology annotation, cellular component: membrane; synapse; neuron projection. Gene Ontology annotation, biological process: signal transduction; nervous system process; chemical synaptic transmission. Gene Ontology annotation, molecular function: GABA-A receptor activity; extracellular ligand-gated monoatomic ion channel activity; chloride channel activity. The record is from RefSeq and is a predicted model, not a curated record. The transcript has 9 exons. Bases 61 to 1500 code for a protein of 479 amino acids. NCBI's taxonomy places the organism in Eukaryota, Metazoa, Arthropoda, Insecta, Coleoptera, Nitidulidae.
UUGCGAGUGACCUGUGCCCAAAUGACGAGAAUCAGGGGACACGUGUAGAAUCCCCUGGCCAUGGGGCAAAGCCGGCUGGUGUGGCCAACCGCGCUCUUGGCCCUCAACUUACUACCAUGGAUUUUAGCUGGUUCACCGGGGGGGAGCUAUUUGGGCGAUGUAAACGUUUCGGCCAUAUUGGAUUCCUUCAGUGUCAGUUAUGACAAAAGAGUAAGACCGAACUACGGAGGACUGUUUGCGGUUGCAGGCCCGCCCGUGGACGUCGGCGUCACCAUGUACGUGCUCAGUAUCAGCUCCGUCUCCGAAGUUUUGAUGGACUUCACACUGGACUUCUAUUUCCGACAAUUCUGGACCGAUCCACGGCUGGCGUUCCGUAAACGGCCCGGCGUCGAGACGCUGAGCGUCGGAUCGGAGUUCAUCAAGAACAUCUGGGUGCCGGAUACGUUCUUCGUCAACGAGAAACAGUCCUCCUUUCACAUCGCCACCACACUGAACGAAUUCAUUCGCAUCCAUCAUUCCGGAUCGAUCACUCGCAGCAUCCGAUUAACGAUUACAGCAUCAUGUCCAAUGAAUCUUCAAUAUUUCCCAAUGGACCGACAGCUUUGUCACAUUGAAAUCGAAAGUUUCGGUUACACUAUGCGAGAUAUCAGGUACAAGUGGAAUGAGGGACCGAACUCGGUGGGCGUUUCCAACGAGGUGUCGCUGCCCCAGUUCAAAGUACUCGGCCAUCGUCAGAGGGCCAUGGAGAUCAGCCUUACCACAGGAAAUUACAGUCGAUUGGCCUGCGAGAUCCAAUUCGUACGCUCGAUGGGCUACUACCUGAUCCAAAUCUACAUCCCGUCCGGUCUGAUCGUGAUCAUUUCAUGGGUGUCGUUCUGGCUGAACCGUAAUGCCACGCCGGCCAGAGUUGCCUUGGGUGUCACCACUGUGCUGACCAUGACGACGCUCAUGUCCUCGACGAACGCGGCGCUACCCAAGAUCUCGUACGUCAAGUCGAUCGACGUCUAUCUGGGAACAUGUUUCGUCAUGGUCUUCGCCAGCUUGCUAGAGUACGCCACGGUGGGCUACAUGGCGAAGAGGAUCCAGAUGCGCAAAAACAGAUUCCUGGCGAUCCAGAAGAUAGCCGAGCAAAAGAAGAUCACAGUCGACGGUCCCGACGGCGACCACGCCCCAAAACAAACAGAGGUGCGUUUCAAAGUGCACGAUCCUAAGGCGCACAGCAAGGGCGGCACUCUCGAAAGCACCGUAAACGGCGGCAGAGGCGGCGGGGGCGGCGGUCCGCCCGACGAGGAGGCGCCCGCCCCCGUGCCGCAGCACAUCAUCCACCCCAACAAAGACAUCAAUAAGUUGUACGGAGUCACGCCCUCCGACAUCGAUAAGUACUCGCGGAUCGUGUUUCCCGUGUGCUUCGUAUGCUUCAACCUGAUGUACUGGAUUAUUUAUUUGCACAUCUCCGACGUGGUGGCGGACGAUCUAGUGCUGUUGGAGGAGGACAAGUAGAUUGGUGCGGUUGCGCCAACAAUUCACAAAAACCAUCCGAUGGCGGUCGCGUUCAACUGUGUUUUUUCUUAUUCAAUCAAAGUUAUCGCACGUGGUACCGAGAUAACUGGAACGCAUCUGCAGCUAUCCUUAGGAUGUUAUGACAAUAAGUUACACAACAACGACUAAAUUAAUUCGAUAAUAGGCGCUUUUGGGUGGAAGGAUCAACCAAAUUAUACCGAAGAUUAAUAUAACAACUUGGUACUUCCCCCAAUUAUCACCAUUAAUCCAAUUUCUUAACCAAAAAUAAACAGAAGUGUUUCAGUUAUUAUCAUCAAGUCAUCAUCAUUUAAAAGUGUCAAUUCCAAAUCAAAAUAUCGCGCACAUCCUAACACAGUACCAACACGACCGUGAUUGAACAAGGUUUCGACGUGAUCGUAACGUCACUCAAGAACUGCCCGAUCGCUAUGCCCAUAUACAUCUACUGGAUCCGAGAGCGAUUCUAUUUGUAUAUAAGCAGCCCCACACGAUUAUGAAGCCAUUUUCAUCAUCACCUUUUACUGCACUAAGUGAAUACUAAACCCACUGAGUAUCCCUUCAAUUCGAACCGUGUGGGUCAAAGCCCAAUCUUCUGUUAAUUGUUAUGCACUCGAGAGUUUUAUUUACAUUGGAUCUAGUCACUGCUGGCAGUUUAAAAUGGAUCAAUUGUUUCGUUUAUCACGGUUCAUCGAUACGAAGAUGACAUUCCAUGUACAUAAGAACGUUCCUGUUUUAUACUCCUCGCACGAAAAAAAAAUUAUCCAUAACAAUGAGAUGAACUCCUGCAACUUAGACUAGACAGCACGCACAAUAAAACGGAUAACCUGUAACCAAGGAAGCACUCAACUCUUAAUUCAGCGAUCCACGUUAAAUAACAACGGCACUCCCGAUCACGGAACCAUCAGAAAGUGGUACUUGCACAGGCUGCCCUUUUCGGAUACGUUUAGUUAUAAAUGAAUGUCACUCUAAGAGACCCAUUGCUAGUAACAACCGUUUUUCUAGUACCUCAUUCAGCAUCAUAAUGGUGGCUGAUUCAAGAUUCAUGUACCUUAUUUGUGGUACUCCACCUUGAAACAACCAGUAUUAAAUACUGAAGGAGUUUCAGAACUUGGGUCACCUCUUAAAAAAUACCUCUAACUUGUGUGCCUUGGAUAUCUCUGAGUUCAUACUGGAGACGAGCUACAAUUAUGACGAAACGUCAAACUGUUCUCGAUACGAAUUUGGCCUGUGCCAGUUACACGUUAUGCGGCGUUGGUACCGGAUGGGAUGUCGAAAUCCAAAAAAUAAAAAAAAAAUAAUAAAAAACCGUCGAGAAAUUUGCGGUGGAACGAAAUUCUAAAAUGUAACAUAAUUAUUAUGUAAUUAUAUAUACAACAAAUUAGAUAGGUACGCGCUCGUAGAACAUAACAACUUGAUGAUAGCUCAUCUGACUGUAAAUAUAUAUACAUAAAUAUAUAAUUGAUAUAUACAUACAAAUUUAGAAACACAUACAUAUAUUAAUUAGAUAGUCAUCUUUCAAAACCUUGAUGACAUCUUGACACCGUUCGAUGAAUGUACCGUACUAUUUAUUUACAAUUCAAUAGAUCAAAGAUUGAGAUGUGAUAACAAAUAAGUGAAUUGAUAGAUAACGAAUACUUAUAAAAAUAUUUAGAUUGUUUCUAAUAUUAAGCACUCCUAAGAAAAAGAUUUUUAUAUAAAGUAAUACUAGCGAUGUAUUAUAUGAUAAUUUAGACAGUUAUGAACUUAUAAUACAGGUACUCAAAUUAAUUUAGGAAAUUGGAAGUCUGAAACGCGAUCAAAAAUCUUGUGUAAUAUUUGGCGUAGUCGAUGGGAUUUUCACAGAAACAUCUUCACACGUUUUUGACCAUGAAUCAGACCUUCCAUUUAUUUGAGGGGCUCGCCCCCAUAAAAUAGCAUGUGAAAUUAACGAUGAUAUGCCCAUAUCACUUGUUAAUAAUAAUUUUUCGAGAAGGUACUUAGGACCAGCGUGUAAUAUAAGCAUUGAAUCUGUCAUUUUAGUACUUCGUAGCAUCACUUUGGACAGAUCUCUAAAUAUAAGAAGCGGUAAUUUUGUGAUAAUAUUAGACACCGGUACAUCCAUCGAAUAUCUCUAAACUACUUUCUGAGCAUCUUCAAAAAAGGUCAAACAACCAGAUUCGCGGUUUUGAAAGACGAUGGUCGUUAAAUAUAAUUAUAAUGCGGGCACGAAAUGCGCCAACCCCUUACCGAGCCCCGUAUUUUUCAAAAUGACUUUUUUGGACGCACUUAGAGGCCAUCUGCACAACCGUGACAUGUCUUCCUGAACGAGCAUCCAUCACAGCGUUUGUGUUGUCAAUACAACUUCUAACAUUAGGUCAAUAUAUGCACGCGACAAUGAGAGACUCCACACAAACGCGAUUUCACUAGCAAUGGCAAAUUUUUUGAUAGACCCUUGUGAUAACUUUUAUAUGACGUUACUUUUUGGGGCUGGAAAGGCGUUGGUUUGUUUGUACCGGUCUGCAACCGUCGAUGAUGCCCCUGCACAGUCAAAUGGCUCUGACGGUUGGAAACUUGUGCGGCCCUACCACCCUUACUCCUCAGUUUGUACUCCACACAGUCACGACAGUGUUUACUUGUAGCACACUGCACAGAGCAAGAGUCUGAAGUUACGGAGCAAUAUUCAACAGAAAACCUUCCUUCUUAUGAAACUAAUAAAAUAUUAUAAAACAAAAUAACAUUUGAGAGUAAUAUUUAAUGCACCCGCUUGUGUGGCACCACAAUAUGCAGUUGGUGAUGAGAUAUUCCUUAAGGUGGUCGUUUUGUGGUGUUAUACGGGCUAAUGUUACGAAUGAGUUUAGUGGCGGAGAGCUCGAUGCACUACGGGUCUCCCAUGGAUCCAUUGUGGAGGGCUCUGGUUCCACGGGAUAUCUACUAACGCAUACGGAGCAACUAUUGCUCACUAUUGAAAUAUUCUAAAUGAUAAGAAAGAGUUGUAUGUACUAUAUUUGAAGAACAUUCCAAUUAUUUAUCAACUACGUUUUGCGUAGAUAUAUACUGUUUGGCGUUUUUAUUUGAAUAAAAAACAAUUAAAAAG